AUGUCAGAAAAUUUCAGUAACAAUUGCUGCAAUGAAUCUACCGUGGAAGAUUUUUCCUUGGUCCCGUCAACCUGGCCUUUGGGAGUGGUAGUUUUAACAAGCAUUCUCAUGAUUGUAGUGAACGUUGUAACUCUGGUUGGUAACUCUUUUGUUAUCGUGGCAAUGGCGAACAUCAAUUCACUGAAAAGUAUGGCGAACAAUCAAGCCGUCAUUUCGUUAGCGGUCGCUGAUCUUUUGGUGGGUUUACUAGUUAUGCCCUGUGCAAUCGACGGUUUGUUAUCAGGAAAAUGGCGAUGUGGAGCAUUAUGGGGAAAACUAAACGCGUUUGGUAACUUUUCUUUCUGUAUUUCUUCUAUUAUGCACCUAACAUUACUGUCGUUCGACCGAUAUAUUGCAGUUACUCGUCCCUUAGCUUACCGCUCGAUAUUUACCAAAACAAGAGCUCAAUAUGGUUGUCUUUUAUUGUGGAUAUAUUCAACUCUAUGGGCCCUGCCGCCACUUUUUGGUGUAAGUUCUUACGAAUGUUUUAUUCCUUACAUCGGAAAAUGUCUUGAGAAAGAUUGGCUCCAGAGCAAAGUUGCGGUCGUUUUCACCGUUGCAGUCGUUUGUGGAACAUACGGGGCUGCCGUUUUAGUCAUGUGCUUUGUUUACCUGAAGAUUUUCUUGACAAUUUUCAAACAGUCGAAGAAAAUUUCCGUGACAAUGGAACAGGUGCGAAGUAACUUUGAUUUAACAACAAGAACACGGGCCUCAACUAGGAAGGGAGCCUUAACAGUGCUUAUUGUUAUCGGAAUCUAUAUGGUUUGUUGGUCACCUUUUUGUGUUCUUCUGUUUGUGCAAAUGGCCCGUGGAAAAUCCACAGGAGGACCAACAGCAGAUCUAAUAACAAUGUUUAUCGGCUUUGCAAACAGUGCUUGUAAUCCAAUCAUAUAUAGCAUUCGAUAUAGAGCGUUUCGCCAAACUGUAAAGCGUAUAUUUUUAAGGAAUUAUGACUGUUUACAGUAUUUCUUCAGCGGACCUGAGCCAAUGAAUAACAGCACGCAGGCAAUAACGACCAAUAAGAUUUAA
Messenger RNA from Pocillopora meandrina, 1068 nucleotides. The record is from the annotation of a GenBank genome assembly. NCBI's taxonomy places the organism in Eukaryota, Metazoa, Cnidaria, Anthozoa, Scleractinia, Pocilloporidae.